AUGGUUUCCAGGAAGUCACAGGCGAAGCCUCCUCCAAGUGCUAAUUUAGAUGUGAAACCCGCCAAUAAACUCAGGCGUCAACUUCUCCAUAUCAAGCGGAAGCGGCUCAAAGACUCCACUCGACGAGCAGAACGAUAUCGGAUUAAGAAAGAAGAGGCUAAGAACCCAAAGCUCAAGAAUGAGCGCCUAAAGCGUAAUAUUCCGCUUACUAUCGAUCGCAAGCGGGUCUGGGAUGAUGCCAAUAGUGAUAUCGAAGACGGUCUGGGAUUGAGUGUCGACGUCGAGCGCAUCAAGAAACAAAAGCAGGAAGAGGAAGAGGAAUGGAACAAGCCAUUGGAGCUCUCUGAUAAAUCACAAGAUGAUUCCGAUGACCAAGAUGAGGUCGACAGCAUGCUAGCCAGCAGUGACGACGACAACGACGACGAAGGAGGAGAUAACGACAACGAUAACGCUGAGAGGUCUCGGAAGUCUAAGAGAUCGUCUCUCCCGUCCGCUACAGAGCGUGCAACAAGCCCGACUCAGUCAACCAAGAGCACAAACCUUAGCCUAGCUCCAGAGGCCCUAGCAAGCAAGUUCCCGUCGUUGUUUCCGUCUGAGACACCACCGACACCCAAGAUUCUCAUCACGACUUCCCUGAACUCAACCCUUCACAACGAAGCCAAAGCUCUUACAGAUCUUUUUCCUAAUAGCCAGUAUAUCCGCCGUACAGCGCACCGUUAUUCCCACAAGUUUUCAUUGAAAGAAAUAGCAACGUUUGCAGCAAAUCGCAAUUACACCACAGUAUUAGUCCUCCAGGAAGAUUCCAAACGACCGUCCGGCCUCGAUGUGAUACACUUACCCAAGGGUCCCAUGUUCCAUUUUACUAUUAGCAACUGGGUAGAUGGCAAAAAGAUCCCUGGACAUGGCGUAGGCACUGAGCACUGGCCUGAAUUGAUUUUGAAUAACUUUCGCACACCACUUGGGAUUUUAACAGGUGCUAUUUUCCGCUCAUUAUUCCCACCGCAGCCUGACAUUGAGGGGCGCCAGGUUGUGACAUUACACAACCAGCGUGACUACAUCUUCGUCCGCAGGCAUCGGUACAUCUUCCGAGAGAAGCGAGAGACAGAAAAGAGCGUGGUUGACGCAGACGGAAAGGAGAUGAAAGGGGCCGAGGGAAUAAGGGCAGGCCUUCAGGAAUUAGGGCCUCGGUUUACCCUGAAAUUACGAAGAAUCGACAAGGGCAUCCAAAGGGUGAGUGGGCAGGAAUGGGAAUGGAAGGCUGGAAUGGAAAAGCAGAGGACCAAGUUCCAGCUAUGA
Aspergillus bombycis is the source of this 1296-nucleotide messenger RNA. RefSeq names its product rRNA-binding ribosome biosynthesis protein RPF1. Bases 1 to 1296 code for a protein of 431 amino acids. Lineage: Eukaryota; Fungi; Ascomycota; Eurotiomycetes; Eurotiales; Aspergillaceae. Gene Ontology annotation, molecular function: rRNA primary transcript binding. The record is from RefSeq and is a predicted model, not a curated record. Gene Ontology annotation, biological process: maturation of 5.8S rRNA; maturation of LSU-rRNA. The transcript is spliced from 4 exons. Gene Ontology annotation, cellular component: preribosome, large subunit precursor; nucleolus.